Molecule: messenger RNA, 1079 nt
Organism: Helobdella robusta
Lineage: Eukaryota; Metazoa; Annelida; Clitellata; Rhynchobdellida; Glossiphoniidae
Exons: 5
Coding region: 160-765 (201 amino acids)
Biological process (GO): mitochondrial respiratory chain complex assembly
Cellular component (GO): mitochondrial inner membrane peptidase complex; membrane
Molecular function (GO): serine-type endopeptidase activity
Source: RefSeq, a predicted model, not a curated record
CGAUCUUUGUUUUUUAAACUAUUUAAAAUCGUCCAUACGCUGUUGAAAAAAUGUAUCAAAAUCAUAGAUCUAGGAACAAUUUUUUCUUUAUUUAGUGCUUGUAUAACAUACAUUUUGUGAUUGUUUUUGUUUCUAUUCUAAAUACAACCGCGGGAAAUUAUGUUGAAAUCGGUCAUAAAAGUGGUGGCAUUUACUGUCCCUGCCACUUUGACCCUCUUUGACACUUGUGGCUACGUCUGCCGCGUUGAAGGUAGCUCCAUGAGGCCUCUUAUAAAUGACAGCUACAAAGAGAUAAAUUAUGUCUUUCUAAAUAGAUGGAAUCAUAGAAAUUAUGAUUUUGUUCGAGGAGAAGUUGUGUGUUUAACGUGUCCAAGUGAUCCAAAACAAAAAAUUUUAAAAAGAAUAAUUGCUUUAGAAGGUGACAUAGUAAGAACAAUAAACUACAAAGAGAAGCAUAUCACAGUACCAAAAGGUUAUUGCUGGGUUGAGGGUGACAAUCAUAAACAGAGUCUCGACAGCAACAUUUUCGGACCGGUACCUUUAGGUCUUAUUAAUUCAAAAGCAACACAUGUAGUUUGGCCUUUGAACAGAAUUCAGUCGAUUCCAGUAACUGAUGUUAGUCAGAGAAUAAAAAAUUAUCGUAGGUUGGAAUGUGUAGCACAAACGGGUUUCUAUGUUUCCAAGGAGCAACAAAGUGUUAACAGUUUUGUUCCACAGGUUGAAACACAAAGAUUUGAACAAACCAGGUCAUACAAACAGCAGUGAUAUGAACAACAUAAAAAAUUUAAAUAAUACAAUGAACACUAACGCUUUUGCCAACAGUGAUACAAAAAAUGGAUGAAUUUGUGGUGCUUUAGGUAUUAUUACUUUGUAUAUUAAUGUCAAAACUAUUACUAUUUAAUUUUAAGAUUUUCUAUCAUUUUUUUUAUUAAUUUAAUUUUACAUCAACGGCCAGAACAUAAAUUUUAUUAUAUAAAUUAAUUCUACUUUGUACUAAUGUAUUAAUAAAUUUGUAUACACAAAAAAUUUUAAUACUAACAACAUUUAAAAUUAGUUUUAAUACAAUUUUUUGACUGUUA